AGAGCUAAAGUCCUCCCUGUACAGAGGACACUUCACCGUCUGGUCCUGGUUCCGCUUCUGGUGUUCUGCCCAGACCUUCAUGCAGGAGAUGUGGACGUUGUUCCCACAGCCGAACCUGGAGACGUGAGGAGAGCAUGGGAGACAGAAGAACAUCUGACAGCAUCUACUUCAGAUAUAUGUGUUUGAAUAAAAAUCCAGAGGUGGGUUUUGGUGACAGCAGGUACAGAAGCUCCAUUUUCCCUCAUUUAUAAAGGUCUUUAAACACAUCAGCGACGAUUACCCCCAACAAUAUAUACAACAAUCCUUCAACUUGGAACAUUUUUGUGGUUAGAUCAUUACAACAUCUUCUAAAAACACAUGAAAAAGUCUUAGGAUAAUUCAAUUCAAGUGAUAAAUUAUAGUCAGAAGCAUCAUAUUGUGGGUUGCAUCCAUCACAUGGGUCCAAAUUCACAUCUUUAACCACAUGGAGACACUGCACUUCCAAACCACCUCAGUAAAGCUGUAAUUGGUUUAAUCCUAUGAUAUAUCAGUGAUCUUACAUCAGGUGGCCUUUUGUGCAGCUUGUUUUCCACCGAUCACUGCAACAUUCCCGUCAGCGGUGAGUCUGAACCGUCGUCCUCAGCCUGUCACCACUCACCUGCAGUAGGAGACGGGCUGUUUUCUCUCCAGAAGAUCCUCCUGGCAGAUCGGACACACAUCCUGGGCGUUAAUCGCUUUCCGGUAAACUCUUCCUUCCUCCCGGUCCGAUUAGUUUGAGGUCCCAGAGGCAGCAGACGGUUCAAACUCUGUCCGCUGGGCUUCUGUUUGGUGUAAACCGUGAAGCAGCUCAAAGAUCUGCCUCUCCAUGAGUCCACGCUGAAACGAGUCUGGAACAGAGUUCAUUUAACUUCAAACUUUACUCCACAGAUGUGUCUGUGAAACAGAAACAGCAUUUUUUUAAACUGGUAUUAUGGCAUCUGUAUCAACAAAAUCCUUUGCUCUAUGGCAAAAUGUAGACGUAAGAGGUUUUUUUUUUGACCACUCAGUUCUUCUUGUGAGAAUUAUUUCGUGCAUACUGUAAAUAUUUGUAGACAGCUCACACACUCAUUCAAAAUAAUCAAUGUGGCCCAGCAAUUCUUCUGAAAAACAUAAACCAUUUCUCCAGUUACUGUACUUCAACCCUGAUCAGGCCAAAAUGAGGUUUCUAGGAAUGAGAUUUACAAUUUUAAACUAUUUUCUUAAAUUACAGUCAUGAACAAUCAAUAACCAGUUAAUCAUCAACUUGUCCUCCUCAUCACACACACUUCAUCCACCCUGUUCAUGAUGCUAACUUUUGUUCAACAGUCUGCAAUUGAAACAGAAGAAAUGUAAAUUUGUAAGUUCUUGCUGGAGGACAUUAAUCAGCGCAGAAGUCUUUGUCAUGGUGUUCCUUCACCAGCUGAACCCCCACAAUGCUCUCUGCUUUACAACAGAGUGACGCCUCCUUUGGUCACUCAUUAGAAAGCAACAUGCAGAAGGAUUCACCUUAAAGCUCCUGGCCUCUCCUUCCUCUCUGAGCAGGAAUCCUGUCGGCCCGUAGGACUUUAGGAGGAACAUGGUGGUGCUGAGAGCUUCGUCCUGAUGCAGACUCACUGCAUCACUGACUGUGUUCCUCCAGACGGUUCUCCUCAACAUCCUGACAGAAAGAGAACUUCACUGAUCCCCAAAGACAACUGAGGAGUUGUAGGAGAAACGUAGACAACAUAAAACCCUAAAACAAACAAUUUACAUCUCAAAUCACAGCAAAAUUACUGUUAAAUUACCUUAGUAUUAAUUCAGAUGAGCAUUAUUAAUCUAUAAACUAUACCAGCUUCACUGCAGCUCGGGGCUAAAAGAGGUUUUCAAAUAUUCCUGUACAUCUUUAUAUUUAAUUAAACUAAAUAAUAAUUUUAUUAAUGUAAAUAACCAUAUAUCAGAUAAAUAGAAACACUGCUAUAGCUGCCUGCACUCACUGCGAUAUUAACUUAGAGAGAAGAAAGUAAAUAGAAUGACUAUUUUAAUCACAUCAGUUCCUCUAGCUUCUAGCUGCUCCUUGUACUUAGCUAACAGCUAAACAACAAAAGCUAGUUGGAGCUCGUAGCUAGUUUGCUUCUACGACGGCUGUGAAUAAUUUAAAGCAGAAUUUUACUCUUCCCGAUAAUAACAAGUAUAUCUCAACUUUAAAUUCUCUCUUCUGCUUCCCUGUAGUCUCCAGUUUUCCGUUUUAACACCGCAAAAACGACCGUUAGCUUGAAACCGCAGCUAGCCGCUAGCUUAGCAUCAACCAGGCUACAUUAGCAGCAGCCGUUAGCAUCGACCCGCUGCUGGAAUCUCACCUGUACGGUAAAUAAACUCACCUGCUCAGGUGUGAACACACAGCAUCUACCUGUCUCUGUCACCGGAAGCAGCCUUUACUGUGUGGGAUACUGUGGCCAUGGUAACCGUUGCUAAGGAGGGAUUGACCUGCAGAGGGCGCCGUUGCUAAGGAUGUAAGGAAUAGAAGCCUCCUGAUUCACUAAUUUAAGUGCAAUGUAAAACGAGGAAAAUACAGAAAAUAUGUGUUUGAAUGUGUAUAAAUGCAUUAUUGUAAACAUAGAUAGAUCUGUAUAUAGGUGUAUAAACAAAUAUAUUUAUAUAUGUUUACAGUCAUGCAAACACAUUUAUAUGUUUGUGUUUUUAGGUGUAUAAAUAAACAUAUAUGUGUAUAUUUAUAUAUAUAAAUAUGUGUUUAUGUGUAUGAACAUGCAUAAUUAUGUAUGUUUGCAUGCAUUUGGACAUAAAUAUAUGUAGAUGUGUAUAAACAUAUCUAAAUACAUGUCUUGGUAGGUAAAUAAACCUGUAAAACAUGUAUAAAUGUGUACAAACCUGUACAAAUAUGCAAAUAUAUUCAUGUCUAAACACAGAUUUAGUUACAGUAAUGACAGUGAGUUUUCACAAUAGUACAACCUAAAUUCAGGUUUCUGUUAUAUUUUUUAUUACAAAUUGUGUAAAUAGUUCAAAUCAACAAUCCUAUCUUUGUCAACAAAAUCAGUAGUCAUUGUGCACCGUAGCCAUGGUAACACGGAGACUGUUGCUAAGGAGAUUUUCACCUGCAGAGGGAGCCGUUGCUAAGAAAUAGAAGUUCUCUUGCUGAUUGGUCCAUUUUCUGAUUAAAAUGAAUAUUAUCAUGAUAUAAAUAUAAAAAAGCAGUGACUUGAUAUAACUUAAAUUUUUAUUGCUAUAACUGCUUUGAAUUUUAGCCUUUUAGCUUUAACUUUAUCUGCUGUUGUUUUCUUCUGAUCAUCCUUAUUUUGUGUAGUUUGUUACUUGUUUUAAAAGGUGUUCUUGUAUCAUAUUGUAACUUAACAGGAUAAUUAGUGUUUUUUCUGCUCUGUAAGUUGGUGGUGUUGUUGAAUAUCACACAUAUGAAGCAGCAUUCAGGACUAGAACAGGAAAAAAAACACCAUAAAAGUGGACAGUAAAAGGUUCCACUCUGUGUGGAACCUUUUACCACUCUGAAGUUGAUGAUGACUGACAAAACUCACCACCUAAAUGUGAUCUUCCUUGUAUAAUCUGUUAAAAUCUGCUGGUUCUCAGUGAUUAAAGCUUCCUAACGCUCUGAGGGACGUCUCUCUGGAGGUGAUGUCAUCUUCAGCUCCGGUCAGUUCUUAUCAGGAAGGUUCGGCUCAGAGUCGCCUCGGCUGCCACAGUGAACAGCAGCUCCUAGAGAAUUAAAAAAAUACAGGGUUUCAUUGUUUUGCUUUUCCAGAGAAGGUAAAACUCUCAGAGGGAAGGAUUACUCUCAACUCUGGCUUUUAUUUUUCCUCCUUGUGCAAAGAAAACACAUGAAGCUCGGAGCAGCAAUGGAUCUGAACCGUGUCGUCUUUCUGCUGCUCCUCUGCUGUUUCUACAAGGAUUCGGUUGCAUCGACUCCAGAGGACAACAACAAGGAGCAUCUGAACCAAAUAUAUUCAGCACAGUUUGAAUGUUUCCAGAGAAUCACGAAGGAAUCCCACCGCAAAACCAAAUCCAGCGGCGGCCCGGUGUGUAACACCACGUGGGACGGAUGGUUGUGUUGGGAUGAAGCUGAAGCUGGACUCACAGAGCAGAGCUGUCCAGAUUAUUACAAAGACUUCGACCCUCACGCGAUGGCGUCCAAAGUUUGCACGGAGACGGGGGAGUGGGGUCGCCACCCGGAGAGCAACCGGACGUGGACCAACUUCACCAACUGUAAAGCCAACGUGACGCACCAGAGGACGGCAGCGAUGACCCACUUCUACCUGGUGAUGAUCGGUCACGGACUGUCGCUGGUGUCACUGCUCAUAUCACUGGGAAUAUUCUUUCAUUUCAAGAGUCUGAGCUGCCAGAGAAUAACCCUCCACAAGAACCUGUUCCUGUCCUUCGUCCUGAACUCCGUCAUCACCGUGGUCCGGCUGACCACCGUGGUGAAGAAACAGGGACACAACUACAACGAAUCGGUGAGCGACGUUCUGGUUUACCUCAGGUAUGUCUGGGGGUUUCUUUGGCUCAUUGUUGGUGUUUUCCAGGGAAGCUGUAAGCUGCUGAUGUUCAUCCACCUGUACCUGAUGAGCUGUAACUACUUCUGGAUGCUCUGUGAGGGCAUCUACCUGCACACGCUCAUCGUGGUGGCCGUGUUUGCAGAAAAGCAGCAUCUCAUGUGGUAUUAUCUGCUCGGCUGGGGUUUUCCACUCAUACCGGCGGUGAUUCACUCCAUAGCUCGCCUCUGUUACUACGACGACAACUGCUGGGUGAGUUCGGCCACUUCGCUGCUCUACAUCAUCCACGGUCCGAUCUGCGCUGCCCUGGUGGUGAACCUUUUCUUCCUGCUGAACAUCGUCCGGGUUCUCAUCACUAAGCUGCGAGUAACUCACCAGGCCGAGUCGAGCCUCUACAUGAGGGCGGUCCGGGCCACCCUCAUCCUCAUCCCGCUGCUCGGCAUCCAGUUCGUCCUGCUGCCCUACAAGCCCCACGAGCACUGGGUGUUCGAGAUCUACCUGUACAUCAUGGACAUCCUCAUGCACUACCAGGGUCUCCUGGUUUCUACAAUAUUCUGCUUCUUCAACGGGGAGGUUCAGACUGUUCUUCGGAGACACUGGAAUCUACAGCGGAUGCAGUUUGCCGGCACGUUUGCCAACGCCGACUUCUUCCGCUCGGCCACCUCUGUGGCGUCGUCGCUCACCGAGGUCCACCGCUGCUACAGCAUCGAGAGCCACACCGAGCACAUGAACGGAAAGAGCUACUCGGACAUAUUCAGGUCGGACAGCCCCUUCGUCUGAGGACGCCCAUCCACGUUCCCGCUUCUUCUGCAAAGAUUGAUCCUGGAGUUAAGUUUUAUUCUUCUUUCAUCUCCCAAACAAAAAAUAAAAAUCAUAUUUUACCUUUCUGGCAAAUCAAUAGAAAGAAAAGUACCAAAGACCAUUUCUUCACAAUUACUUCCACUGUAAAGCUGUUGAGACGAGCUGUUGUCAGACAUGAAGACAAGGUGAAUCAAACAGCCUCUAAACCAUCAACAUGAGGAAUUCAUUCUGUCUGCAUCGUGUGGAUUCAACCUGAAGAGUCCUUGAUGGACAGGAAGCUGUUCUGUUAAGCUGACAGAGAGAUGUUAUGUUUUCAUGGCAUUUUAAGAAUACUGAAGUUCAGAACGUUUGGCAAAGUGGGAACAUGAAGCUGUGAUGCUGCAAACAGGAGGACGAAUAUUCACACCGAUUAAUGCAAGUUUAAUGAAUCAGAGCAGAUUGGAGAGGCAAAGAAGGAGGUCAAAUUUUGGAAAAGCAACUUUGCAGUAGCUUUGGUGUCAGUUUUAGUGCCACAAUACCACAAAAGUAAAGCAAAAAAAGCACAAAAACUUACAAUAAACCCUGAAUUUGCUUUAACAAAUACCAUUUCUGCUUUAGCUACUUUUCAAUUCAAGGUUUGCAUCUUGGACUGAACUCCCCCUUGAGGUAAAUAUUCUAUUUAUGUGUGAUUUCAUGUCCUCAAAGAUAAACAAAUAAUGAGAUCCAUCCAUCCAUCCAUUCUCUAUCCACCGCUUUAUCCUCACUGGGGUCAUGGGGGGUGCUGGAGUCUAUCCCAGCUGACUCUGGUGAAGGCAGGGGACACCCUGGACAGGUCACCAGUCUGUCGCAGGGCCAAAUAAUGAGAUUCACAUCCUAAUUUUGUUAGAUGUAUAAGCUUACUUUGUCCAGCUCGGCGAUUUUUUAAGUUAAUGUGUUUUUUCACUUCGUGUCUGAUUAUUCCAAAAUGCUGGAGAGACGAUUGUGAGAGAAAAAGUGCAUGCGUUUGUACAUGUAUGUGAUUGUUUGAUAUGACAUAUACUGAGGCACAUAGUAUGAAUUUGUACAUUGCAUUUAGACUGGCACGAGUGUACUUUACAUUAUUUUCCAGUCAGUUAAGAACACAUCGUUGUAUUGCGUUGCUCACAGCUGUUUGAUCACAGUAGAAAGCUGAAUUUUAAAAAAAAUUGCGUCCAGGUAACAAAAUCAAACUGAUUCAACACCUUACAUUGAGCACAAAAUGAUCGUUAACAUCAAGUAUUAACAUCAGAUCUCUUAAUAAAAGGUUACUUUCCUGUCAGGAGUGAAGAGCUGCUGGUUUCGGCCUUCAAUAACAGGAAUUACACGUCAUGAAAAUAUGAAAUAUGAAGUCAGCAAAUAGUGUAAAAGCAAGAAAAGCUUAAUGUAGUAGGUUUGCAUUUAAGCUGAAAAUGGGAACUUCAGUGACUGUCCAAUGAUAAUAAAACCACAAAUAUGUGGUUUAAUGUUCUCAUUAUCUAUGGGGAAAAAAAGGACAGAAAAAAAAUGGUUUAAAAUGUCAAACUAAACAUGCAGCACUGAACAAGAAAGUAAAAACUUACUAAGAUUUCUUAAAAAGGUAAUGCUGUGUAAAUCCAUAAUUUCUACUGUGAUUUCUGUGGAGAUUUUUUGUGAUGGAAUAAAUAUUGUUGACAUGAUACAUAUUGCAUUUUUCUAUUAAAAUUCUGAUAAAUGCAGCUAACUGUGCUAAACUAGUGCACUACUUUGAGGACUAAAAUGUCUGAUUAGUAGCAUUAAAUUCUUAAAUUAGUAGUUUUUUUGGGAAAAUAAUUUCUUUUUUUUCUGAGAGUGAAAUGAGAAGAUUGAUACCACUGUAUGCUUAAUAUUAAGCAAUGUACAGCCAGUUAAAGCUAUGCUAACUUGCUAGCCAAACAAACACAGUUUACUUACCAGCAGUAUAUUACUUCUUCUGAAGCCCAUGAUUUAACAUGCUGUAUCUCAUUUCUUCUUAUCCGUUUAGUUUGGACAGAAACAUGCAAGCUGUUCCUCUCUGUCAAUACUUUGUGCUAAAAUUGAACUAACAGUCAGUUUUUAACUUACUGUUAGCAUAAGGUCAGGACACAGAGGCACAGCCAGCCAAGUAAAAGCCGCCUACUAAUUAACACAGACUUUGUUGGCUUUUAAGUGCUAUCAGCUAAUGUUAGCUGGUGAGUUUCAGGUUAGGAUUAAAACGCAAUAUAAAGAAGCCGCGAGCCAAGCAAAAUCAGCCUAGCACAAUGUUUCCCCGUUUUUAUUUAUGUUAAUAUUGAGCUCAGGUUAGCUGGUGGGUAUAACAUUAGCAUUAAGACUGGAAACAGCUAACACCUAGCCAAACAAGAAUAACCUACUAGCACUUCUGAAGCUCAUUAAUCAACAUGUUAUAUCUUUACAUGUUUUAAUCCGUUUAUUCACAUUUUGAUAACUUUGAAAAGAGUCAUGCUAGUUGCAUCACUGUUUCAGUUUGAGAUGUUAAUGUUAAGCUAGCUAGCUCAGCCAAUCCUGGUGGGGCCAGCUUUGUUCAGACUCGACGGUGGUGUCAAUGUUCUCGUCUUACUCUCAGCAAGAAAGCAGCUAAAAUAUUUUCUGAAAAUCUGCGCUGUGAAGAAAACUCUUUAUAAAGGACAGGUGGAGCUUUUUCAACACACAAUAUAAAUAAAAUGAUUGUUUCUGUUGCUAUUAGCAUGGGCUAAGCUAGGACAUGGACACCAUAGUGGACAUCUGUGAUUAAAAGUCAGAAUUUUGUUGUUAUUUUUGUAACAUAGUGCUUGCCUAUCCUGAAGUAAUAAUGCUGUAAAUAAAAACAGGCUGUUUAAAUCUGAGAUUCAUUUGUGUUUCAGUCCCAGUUUGCCAGCUUCCAUUUCAUUUCCCUCAGAGACAAACAAAAGAAAAUCUGUGAGUGUUGUCCUUCCCACAUUUUUAAUUAAGGGUGGGAUUUCCUCGUCUGACCUUAGAAACCGUUUCCCUCAGAAAUGAAUAUUGUUUCCAGACAAAGCCAGGCGUGUUGCUGUCUGCUCAGCAGGUACAGUUAGGAAGUCCCAGAGGAAAAGUGCUAUGUCUCUCCUUUCAGAGCAUCGUUCAUCAAGUUGUAGAUCUGAAAAAGCACUUAGAAGGUGAUCAGAAGCAUGUGUGAGAGAUAUUUACUUUUGACUGGUAUACCUGUCAUCAUCACGACUUUAAUGCACUGAGGAGUCUGUGGUUGUUGGACUGCGUCUGGAGCAUCAUCCCAGUGUUCAUGAACAUUAACCUGGGUGUUAGAAGAUACAGCAGAACUGAACCUGGAACACGUGAAAGCUGUUGAUGUUUUUAUUGUUUACCCACAGCAGCACCUCCCUGUGUUUACUUGAGUGGAAACCAGAGUGGUGGAUGUAUUGCAGGCAUCCUGUUUCUAAGAAUACAUCGCCAUUGAACUCUUGAUCCGUCAGCUCUUGUGUGCUGGUAGCAAACACUUCCUCAGAAUUAUGACUAACACUUGUUUACUGCCUUUAACUUCCGCAUGCUUCCACUGCAGUGUGAAGCGUUUAGCUGAUGUCUGCUGUCCGUUGCAGUUCUGUCAAUCUGUCAAGGACAUUUCCACAGGACGUGACUGAAUAGCGACACACGUUCUCCGACAAGCCUGUAGAUGUAGUAACACAUAAAUCUGCUGCAUAUUGCCAUACCUGUAUUUAGACUUAAUCUGAGGAAGGUGAUGCAUUUCAUUCGACUUCAGAUGGUCCCAAGAUAGCUACAAAACAGAAAGAACUGGAAGAAGAACAAGAUCGAAGCUGAGAAUCCUGUUAUUUCGUUAAAAUCAUAUCUUAUAUUUUAAAAAUGCCAAAAACAAAUAACUUACAAUAAUCACAUUCUGCAAAAAAAAUAAAAAAAAUUCUGCACUCCUCAACUCAACCAAAAAAGUCAUGACUGAUUCAGGUGUGGCCAAGAUUCAUGUGACGAAAAUUCUGAGAAUUUCCAGGUUGAACGGCAGUCAGUGUCUCCACAGGAAAAUCAAGCAUACUGGAUUAAAACAGUAAAUGCAGCGUGAUUUAAAUACAGUAAACAGAGGAGCAUGUUGUUGGAAAAUACUUUCAGCAUGGUGAAACAUCUUUCUACACCGAUGCACAGAGAGUAUUAGCAAGUUUUGAAAUAAUAUAAAAAUAUUGUCAAAGAUCAAGUAUGUACAGCCACUUUGGCUGAGUUUGUUGAGACAAAGUCUAUAACCUGCAUUAUCAUCAUUAGAAAAGUAAAUAUUUACCUACUGAAGAAACUGGAUCUUGUAAUCCCUUAAGUUUUUUCUUUUUUAUCUUUGAUCUCAGAAGUCCUAACUACGACGACCACACCUGAGCUGUGUUUCACUGAUGUCUAGUUGAUCUUCCUGGAUCUUUUUCCACGUUUUAGUCUCAAAAUCAGAUUUUUUACCUCAGUUCUUUCCCACAUGGAGCCAUGAUGCAGAUCAACACAUUCCACAGGUCCAAAACUGAGGACGUUCUGCUGCUCACAGCUCAUUUUAGAACCCGUUAGACUGAUUGGAUUCACAGGUGGAUUCAAUUCAGCUGGUCUGAACUAUUAAGUGUUUGAUUUUGAUUGUUUAUAAAAGAAAAUAUUCGACUAUUCACCUCAGAAAUAAUACAGUUAUUGAGAGAUGAUAUGAAUUUAAAUGGUAUGACUUAGUAGCUCAAGUUCUUGUGUGGACAUUUACACUGAAAUAUCUAAUUAACCCUCUGAACUCCAAACAAUUUCUGAGUGUUUGUUGUCACAUUUUUGAAUUUUCACCAGGUGACUGUUGGUCACAGCUGAGUCUCUCAUGGUUUCACAGUUGCAGCAAGAAGGGCAGAAAUUUAAUUUUUUCCUAAACUUUUGUAUGAUUGAAAUUUUCAUUUUUGGCAUAUUUUUAAACUGAGACAUGAAGAAUUGAGUGAUUUUGAUGAAAUGUCACAAUUUUAAGGGGAGAUUUGUUUGCUUUUUUUAGAUGGAACGGCAGAGAUUAAAUUCAAACGAUGCUGGAAAGUUUAACAUCUUUCUUUUUUUUUUUUUUGUUACAGUUUCUGAUUCUGUAAUUUAGGUUAUUUUUAACACAUAACAUGCUUCAUGAACCUGCUUAGCAGGUCUUGGGCUUUAACCCUGUUAAAACUCAGUGCAGUGUGGUACAGUUUUCUUUUAAUCUCACCUAAAACUUCUUUUUUGCAGUAAUUUCUUCUUUCUGCUCAGACUGAAUCAUGUGAAGUCUCAGGAGAAGCCGCAGAUUAAAUGUUCAUUCAGAGGAGGGAAACUCCUCAUUUCCACUUUGCCAUGUCCUCAAAAAAACCUUCUGAUGCCUGAGAUGCUCUUCACCUCCAGCAGCACAGGAGUCACUAUGAGAGGAAUGUGAAGAAGCUCUGAGGGACAGAAACCAAACCAGUAAAACUUAAUGAAUCAUUUCCUUCAGAGCUGCUGCUGCAGAUUCCAGUAAAAUCCUCCUCUACAGAAAGCUGUAAUGAUUUAAAACAAAGGACACAUCUGGAAGCAGCCACUAGAGAACAAUGGAUGAGCUGCAGGGCGUGGAGGGCUUCGGUCAUGUGACCCGGGUCUGGGUGGGACCGCAGGAAGUCUGUCGGUUCUGUCGGACCGCUGGGUCGAGAUCCAUCAGAACGCCUCAUCAUGUCACCACUCUGGUUUAUCAGCAGACGUCAGCGUGUGGAAACAUCACCUCACUGGGACACCACCUUCAGAAAUAAAUCAGCCGUUUUCAUCUGGAACCAUCUUCACAGGAAAGAAAACACUGUAGUUACAGGUUUUGAUUUAUUAUUUCAGUUUUAUUUAUUUUAAGUGGCAUUUUACAAUCAAAUAUUGCAAAACAAUAAAUGACUGAAAAAACUAAAGAAUAGAACAUUUUAUCCAUUUGUGGUACCAGGACUGGAAAUAACGAGGAGACUCUACAUACCAGAGAUAUUCUACUAAUUAGGUUUAAAAGACCUGCAGCACUGCCUGCAGUUCAGCUGAAACUCUGAUUAUUUGUCUACUGUUGGUCCCAGCUGAGUUACUAUAGGUUCACAUAAUUUUAAUUAUUUAUAGAAUCUGGUUCAUGCAAACUGUUUAUUUUUGACUAUUUUUAGAAUGAUAGAUGUAGAAUAAAGUGAUUUUGAGCUGAGAUUUGGUUCAGUUUUCAACUAGAGCAGCGUGUUACUGAUGAGCAGUUCAAGGACCGUUGGAAAGUUGAAUAUUUUGGUGAUUUGUUAAAAGUUAACAUGUCUGUCAAAGGCUAGUUUAGGGUUUCAAGGGUUAAAAAAAAACGACUUCACUUCAUUUUCACUCGACUUUUUGAACAUUUUGACCUCAUGAUGGUGGUCAGAUGGAGACAGCUGUGAAAGCUGUGGAGCUGUGAAGAACCUGAAGCUGAUCAGGUGUCUCCAUCCAUCUCAGGUAAUCAGUAACUCCUCUCUAACUCCAGGUGAGAACAUGGAGCAUGCUGUAGCCGUGGUGUUCAGAGUCCAGGUCCUCGGCUGCUGUCCACCGCUGGAGGCGUCUUCGGCUCCGUCCUGCCAACAGGAAGUCCCUCGCUCGUCUCCGGCUUCCUGCCAUUGUUCUGCUGCUGCCAGCGGCCCGGCUCCGCCCAGGAUCUGGGAAAGGUGGAGUGGUUCAGCGGCACAUUUCCCCUUUGAUCAGCGUGGCCCUGGGCAGCAGGAGGAGGUCCUGGCUUCAUGUGAUCCGUGUUCUGCACCAGCCUGAACAUCUUUCACUGUUGUUUAAUAAAAGACUGAUUGAAGUUUC
Acanthochromis polyacanthus (spiny chromis) is the source of this 12008-nucleotide messenger RNA. Its product is annotated as calcitonin gene-related peptide type 1 receptor-like. Gene Ontology annotation, biological process: cell surface receptor signaling pathway; angiogenesis; adenylate cyclase-activating G protein-coupled receptor signaling pathway. Gene Ontology annotation, cellular component: plasma membrane. The record is from RefSeq and is a predicted model, not a curated record. The coding region runs from base 3822 to 5273 and encodes 483 amino acids. Gene Ontology annotation, molecular function: adrenomedullin receptor activity; calcitonin gene-related peptide receptor activity; calcitonin receptor activity. The transcript is spliced from 12 exons. NCBI's taxonomy places the organism in Eukaryota, Metazoa, Chordata, Actinopteri, Pomacentridae.